Molecule: messenger RNA, 928 nt
Organism: Eurytemora carolleeae
Lineage: Eukaryota; Metazoa; Arthropoda; Copepoda; Calanoida; Temoridae
Product: post-GPI attachment to proteins factor 2
Exons: 9
Coding region: 44-778 (244 amino acids)
Biological process (GO): GPI anchor biosynthetic process
Cellular component (GO): Golgi membrane; endoplasmic reticulum membrane
Source: RefSeq, a predicted model, not a curated record
CUUGAUUAAUUGAUUGACGGAAAACCUGUUUUCAGAUUAGAAAAUGCGAGAAGAUGGUGUUUACCAUCCGUUCCCACGCCUAGCCCUCGGCACUGUUGCUCUGCCCUUCUUUGCAUUCCUGUCCUGUAUCUUCUGGUCCCUCUUCUUCGACUUUGAGAACACAACCUCAACACAUUGCGAGGUGGCGGAGUUUGCGCCCUCAAUAUCAGCAGUAAUUGGGAGUGAUGUUCCUCAAAAAUAUAUUUGGAAUAUAUGUGUAGCUAUUCAUGCAGCCCCUAGAUUUCUUUUCUCUACAAUGUACAGAAAUUUUUACAAGGAAAGACUGAGUUUAGGUGUUUGGACUGGUACUCUGGUCACACUAAACUACGGACUUAAUCUUAUAGAAAACUUCUCAUUGCUAGGAUUAAGUUUUAUUGGAUCCUCAGAGGUUUUCGAGGUUCAUGCAUUCUUCUUCAUUCUCUUCUUAUUCACAUAUAUAGUUUCAAUGCUUUUACUGAUGUGGUAUCUUAUACCUUACUGUGGGUUUCAGAUGAGGAGUAGGGAUGAAAUGAAAGCCCUUGUUGAGAAGAAAAAAAUUGUCAAGCUUACAAUAGCAAGUUCUGUGUUGGCGCUGUAUUUCUACUGGAGGCAUAAUGAAUAUUGUGAACCCUAUGUUUACUCAUUAUUUGGAGUAUUUGAGUAUGUCUUGAUCCUGGGUAACAUGUACUACCACGCUCUCUCAAGAUUAGACUUCGCUGAUUGGACGGUAUCUGUUGGACCAACCAAUAUUCCUAAAUAGACGCAUUCUCAUUGGUCAGAUUCUCAUUUACCCAAGCUCUCGUGUUCUGAUUGGUCAAGACCCUUCAAUAAUGAGAAAAAAGAAAUCCUUUUGCUGCAAAAACGCAUUCCCGCAUGAAAAAUGUACAACUGGUUUUAAAACUUGGAAAAA